Messenger RNA from Plasmodium malariae, 1503 nucleotides. RefSeq names its product conserved Plasmodium protein, unknown function. The transcript is spliced from 2 exons. Lineage: Eukaryota; Apicomplexa; Aconoidasida; Haemosporida; Plasmodiidae. Bases 1 to 1503 code for a protein of 500 amino acids. The record is from RefSeq and is a predicted model, not a curated record.
AUGAAUGUAAAAAUAGCGAAAAGUGUAAUUGGAGGUUACAGCUUCUUCUUUCAGAGGAUAGAAUUUAUUGCCACUGAGUCUCUUAUAAAAAAUUCUUUUUUAACAAAAGAGUAUUAUGACAAAGCCAAAAAAAAAAAAAAAAUUGAUCUUUUUGAUUUUAUACCUCCAGAAAAUUUCCUUUCGUCUUAUUUUCAAAAACUGGAUAAAUGUUAUUCGAAUCCUCGAUCAAUAUUGCGGCUGUACAAGGAGUACAUUGAGAAGGAGGAUUAUCCAAAUUACAACUGGCUAGUCAGAUGCUUUUGCCAGCUAGCUAAUGUAUUCGGCUUCAACUCCUUCUGGAGUGUUAAGGAUAAAGAGGCAAUACAUGAGCUGAAGCUGUUUAAAUACUUGGUGUAUGAUUUAAUUGAACGGAAAGAGCUAAUAAAGGCUAGACAUUGCCCAAGAUUGCUUUAUGCUAUGUGUUGCUUAGAUUAUAGAUGUUAUUUUAUGCUACCUACUAUUUUAGAAAUAAUCGAAAUGAACAUAGAGAAGUACCGAAUACCAACAUUGUGUAUGGUUAGUUUUUCCUUAUCUUACUUAGGAUUAAUAAAUAAGGAUAUACAGUUUGGGUCCGUUAACAACUUAUCAAGGAGCUAUAAUGUAAUAAUAAAUGUAAUGAACAAUAUAUAUGAAAGAAGAGAAGAAGCGAAGAAAGACACGACAAAUUUCUGUUGGUCCUUAUUAGCCUACGUUUUAGUCAUAAAUAAUUUGUAUACAUUUCCUUUAAGGAGUAGCUCUGACAAUAACAUCAGUGAUGAGGGUAGCACUCGUGGAAGUAGCUUCUUACCUGAGGUUUUAAAAAACGCAUGUAUGUCCUUAACAAAAGAGAAUAUAUCAGAGAGCGGGUGGGUACAAUACUUUUUAUAUAUAACAUUGUACUGUUGUGAUAUUGAAAAACCAAGUAACGAGUUGGAAAUAAAAGAAAGUAUUCCUUUUUUUAUUCAAGAAUAUUUACAUUUGAAAUGGUUAGACAAUAUUUUAAUAACUGCUCAAAAUCAAGGCUCGGAAAAAAUUCAACUAGAAAUGGAAAACAUCAUUCAGAAAUUGCAUCUAAAAAAUUUUUUUAUUAAUUUAUCAGUUGGAAGAAAAAUAGAUGAACAGCAUUGUUUUUUUACAUCUCACUUUUACAAGCCUUUAAAUUUAUGUAUUGAAUAUGACUACUUUCACCCGAUUGGUAUGAACAGACCAUUAAUUAAUGGUAUCAUUUCAUUAAAAAAUCGAAUUUUUAAAAAGUUAAAUUAUAAUGUUGUCAAUAUUCAUAAAUGUUAUUGGGACAUCCUAACCAAUGAGCAGAAAGAAUUGCAAUUAAUAAAAAUUUUAGAUGCUUUUCAAAAAGAACAAGAAAAGAAUAGAUAUAAUGCAAAAGAACUCUAUCAAGACAAAUACUUCAAUUCAGAUUUGCUGCACUUGAAACAUAAACGGAUUAAGUUUCAUACAUGGCCACCUGAAAACAUAACAAUUUGA